AGGCAGCUGUGCAGCCCGGUGCUUGGCGGCGGAGGUCUCCCAACACCCGAUGGGACCCCAGGCCGGUUGCUUCAGAAAUCACCCACCCCAGCAGUAUGUACACCUGGCUCAGGUGAGCUUCCUCAUUCAUGCCUUUGGCUCAGCCUUCACCCUGGAUCUGGAGCUCAACCAUCACCUGCUCUCCUCCCAUUAUGUGGAACGGCACUUUGAGGAGGACGGAAAUACAAGUUGCAGCACGGGCUCGGGGGAGCAUUGUUACUAUCAGGGCGGGCUCCGAGGGCAGGCUCGUUCCUUUGUGGCCCUUUCCAGCUGCCAAGGACUGCAUGGCGUCUUCUCGGAUGGGAGGGACACCUACCUGAUUGAGCCCUAUGGGCAAGCUGAGCACAGACAGCAGGGGCCUCAACCUCACCUGAUCCAACACAUGCCUGCUCCUCACCAUCGUCAGGGCUGCACAGAGCCAGGCUGUCUGGCUGCUGCGCUGAAUCACUAUGUCCCAGCCAGUUUACCAAAACUGAGGCGGCGGCGGCAGGUGCGGCGAGCUCAGCACACUGUCCACAGCGAGACCAAGUACAUUGAGCUUGUGGUGGUCAACGACCAUCAGCUGUUUGGGCAGCUACGCAAGUCUGUGUUCCUCACUAGCAACUUUGCCAAGUCUGUGGUGAACCUGGCUGACAUGAUCUACAGGGACCAGCUGAAUACCCGUAUUGUGCUGGUGGCCAUGGAAACGUGGGCCUCGGAGGACAAGAUCCGAGUGGAGGAAGAUCCGUUGGAGACCCUAGGCGAAUUCAUGAAAUACCGGAAGGAAGCCUUGCCAGAGCACAGUGACGCUGUCCACCUUUUCUCCGGCAGGACAUUCCUGAGCAGCCGCAGUGGGACUGCCUACGUCGGGGGGAUCUGCUCACUCACUCGUGGAGGGGGUAUCAAUGAGUAUGGGAAUGUUGGCACCAUGGCUGUGACUCUGGCUCAGACCCUUGGGCAGAACAUUGGCAUGAUGUGGAACAAGCACCGGAGCUCAGCAGGCGACUGCAGGUGUCCAGACUCUUGGCUGGGAUGCAUUAUGGAAGACACUGGCUACUACCAGCCUCAGAAGUUCUCACGCUGCAGCAUUGAUGAGUACAAUCAGUUCCUGCAGGAGGGUGGGGGAAGCUGCCUCUUCAACCAGCCCUUAAAGCUUCUGGACCCUCCUGAGUGUGGCAAUGGGUUUGUGGAGGCUGGUGAGGAAUGUGACUGUGGCUCCCUUGUGGAAUGUGCGAAGGGCGGGGGCAGCUGCUGCAAGAAGUGCACCCUGACCCAUGAUGCCAUGUGCAGUGACGGGCUCUGCUGCAGAGGCUGCAAGUACGAGCCACGGGGUAUGCCCUGCCGAGAGGCUGUGAAUGAGUGCGACAUUGCGGAGACCUGCACUGGGGACUCCAGCCAGUGCCCACCCAAUCUUCAUAAGCUGGAUGGCUACUUGUGUGAAAACGAGCAGGGCCGGUGCUAUGGUGGCAGGUGUAAAACCCGGGACAGGCAGUGCAAUGCGCUGUGGGGACGCGCUGCAGCUGACAGGUUUUGCUAUGAGAAGCUGAAUGUGGAAGGGACUGAAAGGGGGAACUGUGGGCGCAGUGGCCGGGGUUGGAUGCAGUGCAACAAGCAGGACGUUCUGUGCGGAUACCUUCUGUGCGCCAACAUCACAGGCACACCCCGCCUGGGCGAGCUCAGUGGGGAUAUCACCACCAUGACCUUCUACCACCAGAACAGAUACAUCGACUGCAGGGGUGGGCACGUCCAGCUGGUGGAUGGCUCUGACAUGAGCUAUGUGGAGGAUGGCACACCCUGUGGCCCCAGCAUGUUGUGUCUUGACCAUAAAUGCCUUCCAGUGUCAGCCUUUGACUUCAGCUCCUGCCCGGGCAGCUGGGAUGGGAAGAUCUGCUUUGAUCGUGGGGUCUGCAGCAAUGAGGGCAAAUGCAUCUGCCACGCUGACUGGACAGGCAAGGACUGCAGUGUCUACGACCCCAUCCCGGAGCCCAAGCCCACAGGCGAAACGGAGAAGUACAAGGGUCCCAGCGGCACCAAUAUCAUUAUCGGCUCCAUCGCUGGGGCUGUGCUGGUGGCUGCCAUUGUCCUAGGGGGGACUGGCUGGGGAUUUAAGAACAUCCGGAGAGGAAGGUACAACCCGGCUCAGCAGGGGGUGGUGUAGCUGCCUCUCAUCCAUCUGCCACCCACUGCCAUCCCACCCAUCACAUCACAUCCCAUCCCACCGCUGCUGUCACCGUCCUCCUCAUCAUCACCGUUGGCCUAGACUCUGCUGCCAGAUCCUUGCUGGAAGCUGUUCCUGGCCAGCCUUGAGGCACCUUAGCAGGGUCAUGCAUGGCACAGGCUGCUACCAAUGACCCCAUCGAUCCACCUCAGCUAUAGCACCAGCCUUGAGGCAUUGCCCUCUGCUGCCUGCCCCCUCCCUUAGGCUUGAACAGAUGUUUCAGGGCUCUCUCAGGUGUCCCGACAGGCAGAUCCCCUCCACCUGCUUGGUGCCUUGAGAGCACAGGCUUAAGGCAGUGGUGCCCAACUUCUUGGCCCCGCAGGCUGGAGGAGUGGUGUAGCAUUGGUCCAUGGGCUGGGUCCAGUGCACACCAGACUGGGCCCUAUCCUCAUGUGCCCAUGCCCUGAACCCAUGUGCAGGAUUGGGCCCCAGCCCCACACAUUCUGGAUUGGGUUUACUGGCCCACCUCUGGCUCCGCACAUGUUGGAUCAGGCCUGCCCUGACCCUAUGUGCACUGGAUUGGGACCCCAGCCCCAUGCAUGCUAGAUCGUGCCCACUGCCCUGGCCCUGUGAAUGGGGGACUUGAGCACCCCUGACGUAAGGCAAGGAAAGAGCAGACUGGACCAUGCCUGAGAGGCAAGCAGCAGUAGGGUCAGUCCCAAGGGGUCAGGACACUGAUCCCUCCAGUCCCUUGUCAAGGCCCCCAAAUGCUGCCUUCUUCAUGGACCUCACUCUGAUCCCAGCUGUGCUGGGGUGUUGACAUGCGAAUGGUGCACCCACGAGUAGCUGGCCGUGAGUUCACCUGAAAUACGGGCCCUGGGUAGCUGGCCUGGGCUCUCACUGGAGGGCCUGGAGUUGCAGUCUCCUGUGCACAGGCUUCCUGGGGGCAGUGAGGCUCCACCAGGCCUGCCCACAAGUGGAGCUGCCUGCUUUGGGCUGCCCUGGCAGCAGAAGUUGGGUCCUCCCCUCACAUGCAGCGGUGAUCCUCCCACCCAUUUCCUGUGUGUCAUAGUCAUAAGUCUCUCUCUGCCUGUGUGCAUCCCCUGUGUGCUGCACCCAUCUCUGGCCCCUGCACCUGCUUUGCUCUCCAUCCUCAGGAUGUGUAAAAGAGCCAGCUUGCUGCUAAGGCCAGAGCCCCAUAUCCUAUCAGCUCCUUUAAGGGGGUGCCCUGGAGUCAGAGGUGGGGGUGAAGCAGGGUCCCUAACCCAGAGUCCUGUGCUAGUCUCUGUGCGAGGAGACCCCCUGAUGGCUACUAUUGCUCAGGUUACUAGACACUUAGGGGUCCCUUGGCCUGUCCUGGAGGCACCAGACUGGCGUGACUGUGCUGACUCACCUUGGCACCAUUUAUUGCAUCACCCCAAAUAAUAAAGUCCCCAUAUUCGAGCUUGCUUCCUGCCAUGCAUGCACUCGCUGGCCCCUGCAACCUAAGCCUGGUAGUUUGGGCUCUGUGGCCAGUUCCCAGGAGAGGGCUCCAGCAGCACAUGAUGGAUACUGCUUGGAUCAGCCCCAUGUGUUGGGCACAAGCUUCCAGGGGGCCAUUUACCCUGUUGCAGUUGGGUCCCUAGCACAGCAGGGGCACAGAGGCCUGAGACAACCCCCUCCUCCCCCUCCCCCCAGCACAAUACGGGGAGCAGUGUAGUCACAGGCAGGGCUGGGGCCUGCGCCAUGCUCACUAUGGGGCAGCAGUGCAGGCCAUGCUGCUUCAAUUCAUACCUGGGUCCUCAGCCUACCAGUUGGUGCUUUGUGCCCAGAGGGGCACUGAAACCACAACACCAGUAUGGGGAAUAUGGGGGCCUUGUAGUUCUGGGUCAAAGUUUUGAGCCGAGGGUGAGGAGGGAGGAUCCCUUGACACCACCCCAGGCUUGGGGGCAUAGGUCCCUGCUCCAAGGGCCUGAAUCACAUUGGAUUGGAAAGGGCAGACUCAGAACCACCAAGUGGCCUGUGAGCAUCAUGGGGUGAUAGCCUUGUAUACUGGCUCUUUUAAAACCACUGGGGCAUUGCACAAAUGUGUCUUCACUCAUCUGCAUCGCCACCUGCACACUGCUGGCACUAAAGCACACCCCACUUCUAUGUUCCAGGUCAGGAGGGGCCUAGCGCAGCUGCCCACCUCUGCGGCAAGCAAGCGGCUCUGCCUGCCUGGCCUCGCCCCCGUGACGGGCAGGAGAGCUCACAAAACAAACCAGGCACCAAAACGGUGAUGCGAUUAAACAAGCCAACAAUCAGCGCAAGUCUUCCACUGCGCCCCGCUGCUGCUAGGCCACCGGAGGAGUGUGCCUGAGGCUGCCCACACAGCAAGUGAGCAGGGAGUGGGUGCGUGGCCUUGCCCCACGGGGACCCCUGCCUGGAUAAGCACUGCUCAGCCCCCUCCCACCCACGGCCGGCCACGCGCAUGCUCUCCUUGUCUCGGUCUCAAGCUUUCUGUCCUGAACAAGGGACCAGCUGCCUGUCCCUGCCUGAAUGUAGCUUCCACCCUCAUGGCACUGACUUGCAUCCCUCGCUGUGCUCUCAUGAAGGAAUGUACCCGUUUGGCCCCUUUGGGAGGGCCCUGCCUGCCUGGCGAGCU
Alligator sinensis (Chinese alligator) is the source of this 4799-nucleotide messenger RNA. It is a transcript of the gene ADAM11, whose product is annotated as ADAM metallopeptidase domain 11. NCBI's taxonomy places the organism in Eukaryota, Metazoa, Chordata, Crocodylia, Alligatoridae. Gene Ontology annotation, molecular function: metalloendopeptidase activity. Gene Ontology annotation, biological process: proteolysis. The transcript is spliced from 25 exons. The record is from RefSeq and is a predicted model, not a curated record. The coding region runs from base 50 to 2176 and encodes 708 amino acids.